Morone saxatilis (striped sea-bass) is the source of this 2801-nucleotide messenger RNA. RefSeq names its product RNA binding motif protein 12Ba (gene rbm12ba). Lineage: Eukaryota; Metazoa; Chordata; Actinopteri; Moronidae. The transcript is spliced from 2 exons. Gene Ontology annotation, cellular component: ribonucleoprotein complex; nucleoplasm. Bases 407 to 2125 code for a protein of 572 amino acids. Gene Ontology annotation, biological process: regulation of RNA splicing. Gene Ontology annotation, molecular function: RNA binding. The record is from RefSeq and is a predicted model, not a curated record.
UCGGUAAAACGUAUAAAAAACAAAGAUAAUAUUGCUGUCAUAAAUAGCAGACAGUACAUUGUGUGUGUAUGCUGUUAAUGCAGUGCUGAUUACUGCAGAGAUAUACAUUAAAUCCUGUGUAACAUUUAUUUGUGGAGAUGCAUUGACUGUAGCCUCCACUCCGGCCCUGUAGGCGGCGGUAAAGCGCAUUAAACACAUUCCAGGAGCCAAUUAACAUAAAGGGAGGGAAAACAGUGCAGUCGGAGCUGAGCGGGGGAGGCGAGGAGGAAUGAGGGUUGACCGCAUUUUUCAGACCAUAAUCUCGGUUGACUUGAGAAAGGACAGCAACAAGACAACGCUCAUAAAAAACAAGUCAGCAGUUAUCCUUUGUAUCCGGCUGUGACACCCGCCUGACCUGGUAUGAAACAUGACCAUAAUCCUGCGAAUGCAAGGCCUCGAUGUGAAGGCAGGUACUGAAGAUAUACGGACUUUCUUUGAAUGCCUUCACAUACCCGACGGUGGAGUGUACAUAGUGGGAGGAAGUCUCAGAGAAGCUUUCAUUGCAUUCACCACUGAGAAAGAUGCCCAGCUUGCCAUGCGCUUCACUGGCAAUUUUCUCAAAGGGUCAAUGGUGACUCUGCACAUAAGCAGCAUGGACGAGCUGGAGCAAAAAUUAAAGUCCAUGUUAAAGAGAAAGAAACCCUCCCCCACGCAGCUCACUGCCAAGAGACCCCAUCUAUCUCCAGAUGCAAAUCCGCUACCUUUAAAUGGAUUGUCUCAAACUCCAAAUACUUCUAGUCAAUCACCUACUGGAAGGACGACUAAUCCCAACACUGAAAACCUUCCUCAUCCAGAAACGUCAAACCCACAAGAUUCAAAUGCAAUUGAUUCCAGUACUGCUUUUCUUCUCGGGAUUUGUACGAUACUUCAAGGUCUCCAGUCGUCCCAACAAACAGAAAACAAUGAAGCAGUGCCAAGAGUUGGUUUCCCUGAGACUGAAAGCACAGUUGUGUCUGAUCAAGUGUGGAGACCAGAGCAAACUCUGAACUCAAAACCAGGCUACGUCAGGCUCUUCGGUCUGCCAGCUUCUGCUACAAAAGAGGUCAUCAGCCGUUUUUUCAGAGGGUUGACGGUACAGGAAGUCAUAGUGAAUGUGAAGUUGGGACUUGGCCACGCUUGCCUUGUGAAGUUCGCAAGCGAGCAGGAUGCAUGCAAAGCUCUUCUCUUCAACCAACAGUCACUGGGUCCCAUCAGUGUGGAGGUACGUGGAGGCACUGAGAAGAUGUGGACCGGUGCACUGGAAGAAUGUGAGACUGCUUUGGGUGUUGGGGACAGAGUGAAACCCAGGCAAAGCCCUCUUAGGGAAACUGCCAACCACAAACACAAAUCCACGUCUGCACCGUGGCUCAAGAGACAUCAUGGCAACCGCCGGUCAUUUAAAUCGCCCAAAAAGCCAAGAUCUGACGGUGACUCCACUGCUGCCUUAUCAUCAACUGUGGACUACACGGUCAUGGUCAGUAAUCUACCCAAAACAAUGACAAAGACUGAAAUAAAAGAAUUGCUUGGAUGUCCAAACAUUGCACACAAAAAUGUACUACAUCUGCUUGACAAGGAAGGCAACCGAACAGACACAGCAUUUCUUUUUUUUAACCGCGUUGAGGAUUUUGACUAUGCAAUGAAUCUCAAUGGCUGCCACGUGGGCUCUGAUGCCAUUGAAGUCUCAUCAAUAACAAAGAAGAUGAUGAGGGACAUGAUGGCCAAAGCCCAUCCUAAGAAUCUUUUUCCAGACGCAAUGAAGAAACCAAGUCGAAAAAGAAAAUCAGGACCAGAUGAGUCAUUGGUAGCACAGAGGAAGAACAUGGACCCAGCAGCUCAGACAUACCUGUUUGUCAGCAACAUGCCCGCAAAUGUACAGAAAAACCAAAUUAAAAGCCUUUUCCGCAGAUUCGGACUUAAAAAACACAGUAUCACCUUACUGCUUGACGCUGACGGCAAGGGUAUUGGUGAGGCUGUGGUUCACUUUAAAUCACAGAAGGUCGCUGCACUGGCUCAAAGGCUCCAUGGUCAGGACUUCCUGGGGGCUAAAGUGCUUCUUACCUGCAUAAAUGUGAAGCAGAUGGAGGACAUCUUGGCAAGAAAUGUUUGAAUGCAGACACCGAAGCCAAAGACUGAUUCUGAGAUCUUUAUUUUCCAAUCAAUUUUGUCUUCCUACUGUACUUACUCAGUUAUUUAAUGUUUUCAUCAUACUCAAUAAUCAUACACUUCCUCUGUAAAUGCUCUGUACAUUUAAAAAUAAAUUUUAUUUUUUACUCUGAUCUAUGGCCCAUUUAUUAAACCAAGAGAGCUUCCAAGUGAAAAUCCGCAGUGAUCUGACGGUGUAUGGCUACAUCUCUGAACAGGAUUCACUUAGAAACUGCUGGGAGCUUUUUAUGUCGGAAUCAACCUCAACUGUACAGCCAGGAGGAAAUGUAUAGAUAUGUUUUACACCGUAAUCAUGGGAUGCUUCAAGUUAUUUGAUGCAUUCACUGAAAGUUGAAAGUGUCUCGGAACAGUUCUGGGACUGCAUUCAGAACCUAUUGGGGCAUCCUCCAUUAUUGUCUAUGUAGCAUAAGAACUGAAGAACAUGUUCUAAAGAAGGAAGUUGCAGUCACAUUCGGAUUGAACGAUUUCAGGUUCUAACACACACACACACAAACACACACACAAAUGUUUCUCUAUAACUUUUAAUAAAAUUGGACCUUGGGAAACUCACAGUGGCCACACACUUAUGAUCAGUUAAACAUGCACGUGAUUUUGUGUAAAACUUUCCAAGUCAAAGACAU